AUUAUUUUCCAGUUAUGGAAUGACAUCCAAGCAAAUCAACCAGCUUUUUAUGAGGAAGAAAAUUUAACUGUGUUCUCUAUGGAGUGUUGUAUGGGGUGGAUUGCCUGACAAAGCAUAUACCCAAUUACUGGGUGUUGUUGGUUGGUCGUGUGGCAGGUGGAAUGGCGACAUCCAUUCUCUUUAGUGCUUUUGAAUCAUGGGUAGUCUGUGAACAUGGCAAGCAAGGAUUUAGUAAAGAUUUGCUAAGUGACUUGUUUUCAAAUGCCAUCCUGGGGAACUCUUUGGUUGCCAUCAUCUCAGGCCUGGUUGCUCAGGUUUUUGCUAGUCAUUUUGGUUUUAUUGCUCCAUUUAGUCUGUCGUUUGUAUUACUGGUUACCAUGAGUGGAAUUAUCUGUUGCUGCUGGACAGAGAACUAUGGAAAUAUUACCAGUGACACAAGGCUCUCUGUAAUUCAGCAGGGAAUACAAGGUAUAAGACAAGAUCCAAAAGUUUUUUGCCUUGGACUGAUACAGUCACUAUUUGAAGGAUCUAUGUACUCUUUUGUGUUAGAAUGGACCCCAGCUCUCACUCCUGACUCGCAAGUUGGCAUAAAAAAUGUUGACCAUGACAACAUUCCACAUGGAUGGAUAUUUGCGUCUUUCAUGGUGUCUGUAAUGCUUGGUUCACACGUCUUCAAGUUACUUUAUAGACUGACUUCUGUUGAGUCCUUGUUGAGACCUGUAUUUGGAAUUGCAGCCCUGUCAUUAACCACUCCUAUAGUUUUUUCAAAGAACCAACCUCUUGUUUUUGUUGGAUUCUUGGUGUUUGAGUUUUGUGUUGGAGUGUUCUGGCCAGCUAUGGGAGUGCUGAGAAGUAAAUAUGUCCCUGAAUCGGCUCGUGCUACUGUCAUGAAUAUUUUUCGUGUUCCUCUCAACCUUAUCGUCAUUUCUCUUCUUGUUCAGGAUUUGCCCCUUCCAUCUGUGUUUUGUUGUUGUGUGGUAUUCUUGUCCAUCUGUUGUGCCGUGCAGCAGUGGUUAUUUUUCUUAUCUUUUCGCUGUUCAAGUUCUACAGAUGAAGUAAGAGGAGAGGCUGAUUCAGACAUUUGUGACGUCAUACGCACCGUGUAGAGCUGUCACGUGACAUGAACCUCAAAGAGAGUGUAUUCAAGAUGUUAUGUUUACUCUGUUAAGAACUAAAAAUCUUCAUGCAAAUGUAGAUCAUAUACUGACAGACAAACCAAGGUUCACAAAGAACUGAGUGUGUAUGUUACAUAACAUGGAUAAGAGAGCUACCGCUCUGGGUGAUCUUUUAAUAAGUUGCUCUUUUAUUUGUAAUUCGACCACUAGAUCGGAAGUUCUGAGGGUCGAAUCUUCUUCGGAAUUCGGGGGUGGGGGGUUGUAUAGUGAAUGACUUGUCUUGUAAAAAUGGUGAUUUCAUUAUAUUUGAUUAAUAUGAAACCGUUAAGUUAUCCUAUUGAAAUACGUUUCCUUCCGUCAGCGUUUUCGGGUUUUUGUUUUGUUUUUUUUGGCUUAUGUUGAAGCUCCGACGUAGUGACUGGUAGUUUGUUCCAUGAAUAGCCGGAACGAAUGUGCAUAUCUUUUAAGAAAUACCUGAACUUGCCCUCCUAAGGUUUAUAAGAAGGAUAAUCCACCUUCUCUCAUCCGAAGUGAUUAAAGUUUGUCAUGUGGUUGUUAAGAUAAAACGAAUCAGUCCGUGACUCCGUUUCGUCGGGAACUGAUUUACUCAAAUGGGAAAAUAAUUUGGAGUUGAAGAACGUAAGUCUGCAUGCAUAAAUUUAAAGUUAUAUUGCGCUUGGUUAGAUUCACGCGAGGAAGCCAAAGAGGAGGUCAUUUAUAGAAUGGUGGUUCGCGUUGGUCUGGUAAAGAUGCCGGAAGAACAACUUGAAGCCAUUGUUUUAUCAUUUCGUCGAACCAAUCAGAUGACAGGGAUGAAGCAGUCUAUUGGUAUGCCGGUAUAUGACGCACCCGCGAAAAUUAAGAAGCUUCAAGAUGUAUAAUUACAAGAGCUUUUUAUUUUGAAGCAUUUACUUUUUAAUUGUUCUCCGAUG
Messenger RNA from Stylophora pistillata, 2047 nucleotides. RefSeq names its product solute carrier family 61 member 1-like. The record is from RefSeq and is a predicted model, not a curated record. Gene Ontology annotation, molecular function: molybdate ion transmembrane transporter activity. Gene Ontology annotation, cellular component: membrane. Gene Ontology annotation, biological process: molybdate ion transport. NCBI's taxonomy places the organism in Eukaryota, Metazoa, Cnidaria, Anthozoa, Scleractinia, Pocilloporidae.